Melopsittacus undulatus (budgerigar) is the source of this 2604-nucleotide messenger RNA. RefSeq names its product 1-acylglycerol-3-phosphate O-acyltransferase 2 (gene AGPAT2). The record is from RefSeq and is a predicted model, not a curated record. Gene Ontology annotation, molecular function: 1-acylglycerol-3-phosphate O-acyltransferase activity. The transcript is spliced from 6 exons. Lineage: Eukaryota; Metazoa; Chordata; Aves; Psittaciformes; Psittaculidae. Bases 46 to 873 code for a protein of 275 amino acids. Gene Ontology annotation, cellular component: membrane; endoplasmic reticulum. Gene Ontology annotation, biological process: phosphatidic acid biosynthetic process.
GCGCUGGUCUCGGCAGCGGCAGCGGCGGUUGCUGGGGCCGGGGCCAUGGAGCCCGGGUGGCUGCUGUGGGGAGCGGCGGUGCUGCUGCUGCUGCUCCAUGUCCUGGCCGAGCUGAGCCCUGCCGUGGGCUUCGUGCUGCGCCUGGGCUGGUACUGCCUGCUGUGUGUGCUGGGCUCGCUGCUGGCCGUGCCCGCCUGCCUGCUGCUCAACGGCGGCCGCACCGUCCGCAACAUGAGAAUCAUCAAAAAUAUAGUAAAGGCCUUCAAGUAUUUCUUUGGCCUGAAGUUUGAGGUGAAGGGACUGGAGAACUUCGAGGUGGAGGGCCCUGCUAUCGUUGUGUCCAACCACCAGAGCAUCCUCGACAUGAUGGGGCUGAUGGAGGUGCUGCCUGACAACUGUGUCCAGGUGGGCAAGAAGGAGCUGUUGUACACGGGCAUCGUGGGGCUCAUCAUGUAUCUUGGUGGCGUCAUCUUCAUCAACAGGAAGAGCACCACCAGUGCCAAGAUGGUGAUGUCAGAGGUGGCCAAGACUAUGGUGGCUGAAAACGUGAAGGUGUGGGUGUACCCAGAGGGCACGAGGAACUGCACUGGGGACUUCCUGCCCUUCAAGAAAGGAGCGUUUCAUCUCGCUAUCCAGGCACAGGUCCCAGUGAUCCCUGUGGUUUAUUCCUCCUUCACCAGCUUCUAUAACCCAAAGACAAAACUAUUUACAUCAGGCAAAAUCAAGGUUGAGAUUCUGCCUCCCAUCGAGACCAAAGGCCUGACAUCAGAUGAUGUCUCUGACCUCACGGACAGAUGCUACCACACCAUGAGAGAGACCUUCUUCGUGCUGUCAGGCCGUCCAAGUCCAAGUGAGGCAAAGGACUCAUCUUAGAUGCUUCUCCAGUGGCAUCACCGUGUGGUGGUGGCUGAAGGGACCUGUCUGUUGCCAAAUCCCGAAGGAACUUCUCUUCCACUGCAGUGACUUGUCACGCCGGGAACACCAUGGACCAGCACACACGGGUGUCCAGCGAGCGCUGAGGUCCCCGUUGAGUGGAUUUCUCUUAUGGGUUCACUGUCUCCCAAUGAAACAUCUCCUUUCUCUGAAUUUCUCAGGCAUCAAACUUGUGCUACCAAAGGGCUCAAUGACCAGAGAGGUGAGUUCCCCAGCUCCUGUGGGCUGACAGGAGAGCCUGACCUGGCUGUCCCACAGGCAGCAGUUUGUAUCUGCACGACCUUGAUGCUGCUCCACCAAGGCUGAAUCAGGUGAAAAUGCAGACUUUGGCUCUCAGCAGCGCAGGGAGCUGAUGUCCUCCCUGGGCCAGCAGCACAGUGGAACCCAUGGGGUGUCCCUGGGACAGGGCCUGUCUCCCUGAGCAUUGUCCUUGUGCCACAGCAGUGCUUAGUGCUGGGGCUCUGUGUUAGUCCUGAGUGGAGUCCUUCACUUCCGAAGGAAGCACCAGGGCUGAUAUCCUCAGCUGGUGCUGCAGAGGAGAACGUGUGGGGUGCUCGGCCUCACAGUGUGUCUUCAGGCUUGAUUGCCUUGUCUGAACCAAGUGCCCUUGUGCAGCAGUGGGGACCUGACCAACCAGAUGUAUGGUGUGGUACAGCCUUGCUGGUUUAGGCCUUUUCUCAAUGAAGCCCCAUGCUUGCUUCUACCAUUCAGAGCCACCAGCCUGUAUUUAAAACCUACAACUGUGUCAGCCCUGGGCAAACCUGUGCUCAUAGUGACUUGUCUGUGCCGUGCUGGUGGCUCGGUGGGGUCACAGUGGGUGUCCUGGUGCUGUGGUACCUGCUGCAGAUGCAAAGGGCUCUGUUCUGCUCGUUUUGCUGCUUGUCAUGGUCAGCACUGGCCGAAAGAUGGUGCCUGUCCCAUGUCUUUGCUGAUCUCGGUGGAGCUGUGGCUAUGCGAGGCUUGCAAAGCUCCUGCAGGGCCACGGGGAGGGUGAGCUGGAGCUGUGACCCGGUGCUGAAGGCUUCAGCUCUCCCUCCGGGGGAAAGGGAUCUGUUCCCGUUCACAUAAAGGGAUUUUCCCUGUGCUUUGGGGUGAUGGAGGCUGCAUCCCUCGCUGGGAGCCACACAAGUGGUGAUGCCCUCUGCGAAGAGCAAGGCUGGGUCAGGCCGUGGUUCUGGGGUAACCUUCACCUCUAACUUGGGUUCAGGGAGGCUUUUGCUCUCCUGGUCAUGGUGUAGGGUGUAGAACUUUGAGAUAAGCUGCCUGGAGCUGCUCAGGUAUCCAAUGCAAAUGGCUCUUGCAGCCUGCAGUGGUGGAAUUGCAGUUAUCUGGGGGUUAAAGCCUCCACGGGGAAAGGCAGGAGCUGGGGCUGGGGGGGCUUUAUCGAAGGGGCCUUAACAAGUACAGACUCAGGGGUCAGACCCGCUGCAGCCGGGUCAGGGUGGGAGGAUGGGAGCUGAACCAGCACUUUGUAAGUGGCAGACAAGGGGCUGUCAUGGAGGGUCCUGAGGGGAGCAGUGUCCACUGAGGGACCUGCAGCAUCGUCCCCAGGAGGAGGGAGCAGUGCCUCUGUGUGCAGUUUCUGCUGUUCACUUUUAAUUGGGGUGACAAUGAUGUUAUGUGCUUUAAAGAGAAAAAAUAACACGGUACACCUUUGGUUAUUUAAAUAAA